AUGAAGAUUACAACAGUUUUGUGGUAUAUCGCGCUAGUUUUCGAGUCCAAAAGUGUCAACGCUUCCGUCCAGAACCAUGACUACGUUAUCGGAACCGAGCUGCUCAAUCAACAAACCGGUCAAAUACCUCACAACGAGCGGGGCUUCGUGUGCCCGGAACCGAACCCGGCCAUCGAUUGCAGCUGCAUGUACGCCAUCACCGAUUACGAGAUCCAGUGUCCGGUGGUGAAUCCGGAAAUCACCGUCAAGAUCAAGCCCCAAGCGUACGCGCAAGUACAGUGCUACGACCGGCACGAUCUGCACGCCCUUCCAGCGCUGAAGUCCGGCAAUACCACGCAAGUCAAGGUGAUCCACUGUCCUCUACCGGAGGACAAGUCUAUCAUGCAGCUGGUAAGUUUCCUUGGCGUAGAAAAUGUUAAGGACUUUUGGUACCAAAACUACGGUAGGAGCCUCGGAAUGCGGAUAAUGCGACCACACUUUGAGGGCAUGCAGGGUCUGGAGAAAUUGUACCUCAGUGCCGGAGUUGACUACAUCCAACCGGACUUGUUUGCCGAUCUGACCAACUUAAAGUGGUUAAUUCUACGAGGUAACAACCUGAAGCGUUUGGCAAGCGUGUUUGAUAAUUUGACUGAAUUGGUAAUUCUGGAGCUCGGUGCCAAUCAGAUUACGGAACUUGAAGCCGGACUCUUUUGCAAGCAAGGUAAGCUUCGGCACUUGAAUCUCUGGCACAACGAGUUGCGAACUGUCACGAAGGAGACGUUACGUGGAGUGGAGUUGCUGGAAGAAUUGGAUUUGUCUGUGAAUCUCCUGGAAUCGAUUGAAGUCGAUGUAUUUGCCCAGCUAAUGGAGUUGUCUGCUCUGAAUAUUGGAUUCAAUCAGCUUCGCAGCAUUCCUGCUGGAUUAUUAGCGGAAAACCACAAAUUGAAGGAGUUCAAAUUUAUCAACAAUCGCGUACCGAUAGAUGUCCUACCAGGUGAUCUGUUCAGCAAUCACCCGGAAUUGAAAACCGUAAUUGUCAGUCGAAGCGGGUUGAGCCAAGUUCCGGGUUCACUAUUCUACGGAUCUACCGGAAUAAAACAAAUUGAUUUGAGUUACAAUCGUUUGGGAUUACUACCGGGGAAACUGCUACGCGAUCAGCAUUGGCUUCAGGAAGUGAAUCUGUCGUUCAACGAACUGGAAGUGAUCCCGGAAGAAUUGUUCGAGAAUACGGCAGAACUGGUUUCGCUGGAUCUGUCGUUCAAUCGAUUGCGUAAUCUCUCCGCAAGAGUGUUUGCUUCACUGGAUAAACUCACCGAAUUGCAUCUGGAGCACAAUCUACUGCAGGCAAUCGAUUUGUUUACAUUUACCGGCACCGGAAGUUUGGAAAAACUUUACAUGCAAAACAAUCAUCUAGACUAUCACGGUAGCAACGAUAAAUCUCCGUUCCAGUACAUGAACAACCUGCGCAUCCUGAAUCUCAAGAACAACAGCAUCAGCACAAUUCUGCACGACUGGAACUAUAACACCCUACAGCUUCGAGAGCUGGACCUAAGUUACAACAACAUCGUCCAGUUAUCGUACCUCAAUCUGCACUUCAUAUCCCGAGAUAUUCGAAUCGACCUAAGCCACAACCAAAUCUCCCGCAUUGACAUGAAAGAGUACCGAAUACCCGCUUUGAAACGCCCAGGUAAAUCCGGUAAAAUUCAGGUCAAUAUCAACGCGAAUCCACUAGAUUGCAACUGCCACAUUCUAUCCUUCGUGCAGUACCUGCAAAGUGACAAGGUGUCCACUAGACGAAUUCAAUUUUCCUCUGACGAUCUUCACUGUAUUCAACCAGUGCAUCUCCUUGGUACGCAAGCCAAUCAUCUAUCAACCAGGGAACUGGUCUGCCAACUGAACCAGCCAAUCUGCCCAGCUAAUUGCAGCUGUUUCCAACGACCCAUCGAUUACGGAGUCAUCGUCAACUGCUCCGGACUUGAACUCAUGCAAGUUCCUAGCUUACCUCAGCCCGACACGUUUGGCUAUGGUUUCAUCGAGCUGCACGUCCAAGACAAUCUACUUUCGGAUCUUCCUACGGAAAACCUGGAAGGCUUCACAGCGGUUGCCGAGCUGUAUGCUCGCAAUAACUUUAUCAAAAGCCUACAACCAGAGAAUCUUCCAGGUAAUCUCCGGGUGCUGGAUUUGUCAAUGAACAAACUGAUGUCACUGGAUUUCCGAACAAUUCACGCACUUAAUGGCAGUCAUCAGCUGGAAGGAUUGCAACUGGGAGGGAACCCCUGGCAGUGUGAUUGCGAUUCGUCGCAAUUCCUGAAUUUCGUUCAACAAAGCUUCCAGUUGAUAACGGACAUCAACCAAAUAACAUGCGACAGCGGAGAACGGCUUGUUGCCAUUUCCGUAAGUGACCUGUGCAAGGAACGGUGGAUCAUGAUCAUCGCCAUCUGCCUGAGUAUCCUGAUGUUGGGUCUCCUCGUCGGGAUCUUGACGUCCCUGUGCUUUGCCUACCAUAAUGAGAUCAAAAUUUGGCUCUUCAACCGCAAUCUGCUGAUGUGCUGUGUAUCGGAACACGAACUGGACAAGGACAAACAGUUUGAUGCGUUCAUAUCCUACUCGCACAAGGACGAGGAUUUUGUGGCGAAUACUCUGGUUCCGACGCUGGAGCAGCCGCCGAUGAACUUCCGAACCUGUUGGCACGUUCGCGAUUGGAUGCCGGGCGAGUUGAUCGCCGAGCAGAUGACCAAUUCCAUCAGCGAAUCCCGCCGAACGAUUGUGGUGCUAUCGAAGAGCUUCCUGGAAUCCGUUUGGGCCCGGAUGGAGUUCCGGACGGCGCAUCUGAACUCGAUUGCCGAGCGGCGCACCCGGGUGAUUGUGAUCCUGUACGAGCACGUCGGGGACAUUGAGCAAUUUGAUGCGGAUUUGAGGGCGUACCUGAGGAUGAAUACCUACAUCCGGUGGGGUGAUCCGUGGUUCUGGGAUCGGUUGAGGUACGCAAUGCCGCAUUCGCCGAAAGCGUUGGAAGGUGUGAGGCCUACCAGGAGCUACGACAUUGGGGCGAUCGAAGAUAGGUUGGAGCUGUCAAAGCCACAGAUGAUCGCAAUGGAAGAGUAUCGAGGGUACGUGAAUCCGACGUUUAGCCGUUCGUUGGGAAUGGCGAUGGAUGAACUGGGAGGUAAUGUUAACUUUGGGCUGAUUGAACGGAUUGACAGUAGGUGUUUGGAUGAGUUGUUCAUUGUUAUCACAAAAGAGAGUGAGGUUUAA
Ochlerotatus camptorhynchus is the source of this 3234-nucleotide messenger RNA. RefSeq names its product protein toll-like. The record is from RefSeq and is a predicted model, not a curated record. Gene Ontology annotation, biological process: MyD88-dependent toll-like receptor signaling pathway; toll-like receptor 4 signaling pathway; immune response. Gene Ontology annotation, cellular component: plasma membrane. The transcript has a single exon. NCBI's taxonomy places the organism in Eukaryota, Metazoa, Arthropoda, Insecta, Diptera, Culicidae. The coding region runs from base 1 to 3234 and encodes 1077 amino acids. Gene Ontology annotation, molecular function: lipopolysaccharide immune receptor activity; transmembrane signaling receptor activity; protein binding.